Trichosurus vulpecula (common brushtail) is the source of this 4059-nucleotide messenger RNA. RefSeq names its product receptor accessory protein 1 (gene REEP1). The coding region runs from base 381 to 1298 and encodes 305 amino acids. The record is from RefSeq and is a predicted model, not a curated record. Gene Ontology annotation, cellular component: cytoplasmic microtubule; endoplasmic reticulum membrane; endoplasmic reticulum tubular network. Gene Ontology annotation, biological process: endoplasmic reticulum tubular network organization. Gene Ontology annotation, molecular function: microtubule binding. The transcript is spliced from 10 exons. NCBI's taxonomy places the organism in Eukaryota, Metazoa, Chordata, Mammalia, Diprotodontia, Phalangeridae.
GCCCUGAGCUGCGUGCCGGCAGCGCCCCAGGCUCUCACCCGCCCGUGCGUCCUGCCCAAUCGCUGGCUCUGCCGCCGCCGCCCCAGGUCCCCGGGGGGCAGGAGCAGCCUCUGCCGCCGUCCUGGGAACCUGCCGCGGCUGCGCUGACGGCGCGCCCUGCUAAUGGCUGAGCCACGGGGCUGCUCAGUGUGGCUGUAGCGGACAGACGGACGGAGCCAGCGACUUGCCCGGAGCCCGGGCGCCCAGAGCUCUCCCGAAGCCAACCACCUCCUCCCAGCGUGUUGAGCCCAGCCCAGCCCAGCUCAGCCCAGGCCAGGCCAGGCCAGCCUUGGCCGCGGCUGCCUCUCUUUUCCUCGCCUAGCCACGCCGUGCCCCCCGCCAUGGUGUCCUGGAUCAUCUCCAGGCUGGUGGUGCUCCUGUUUGGCACCCUUUAUCCCGCAUAUUAUUCCUACAAGGCAGUAAAGUCGAAGGACAUUAAAGAAUACGUAAAAUGGAUGAUGUACUGGAUCAUAUUUGCACUUUUUACAACAGCAGAGACAUUCACGGACAUCUUUCUUUGCUGGUUCCCCUUCUAUUAUGAACUAAAAAUAGCCUUCGUGGCCUGGUUGCUGUCUCCUUACACAAAGGGCUCCAGCCUCCUCUACAGGAAGUUUGUGCAUCCUACGCUGUCAUCAAAAGAAAAGGACAUUGAUGACUGCCUGGUCCAAGCCAAAGACCGGAGCUACGAUGCCCUUGUCCACUUUGGGAAGCGGGGGCUGAACGUCGCGGCCACCGCAGCGGUGAUGGCUGCUUCCAAGGUUGCUCGGCUUUUUGACUUUGUCUCAUAUUUGGACCCCAGAGAAGGGCAGGGACAAGGUGCCUUAUCUGAGAGGCUCCGGAGCUUCAGCAUGCAAGACCUCACUACCAUCCGUGGUGAUGGGGCCCCCGUCCCUUCUGGCCCACCUCCCUCAGCAACUGUGCGGACCAGCAGCAAACACGGCCAGCCCAAGAUGUCCAGAAGUGCAUCUGAAAGUGCUGGAAGUUCAGUGUGUACCUGCUGCUCCUCAUGCAGGACCCGGAAAGUGGUUGAGGGAGAGGUGAAUGAGGGGGGUGUGAAGUUAUGGAAGCCGCACCCACACCUGAACAAGGACCCAUCAAUAUUCUCCGAUGAGGAGGAGGAGGAGGAGGACCUGUUGGAUUAUAUGUACAAGUUUAAAGCUCCCCGGAAGACGGAGAGACCUCUGGAGGCACCGCCUAGGAUCCUUCGAUCUCGCUUCAGGAAGAAAUGUACCUCAUCCCCUGCCACUGAAACCAUGUGAGUGAGAUGAGCCAACAGCACCGGGAUCCACAGCACGCCUCUUCUCUGCCUUAAAGAGCUAUUCACUUAAUAACAUAGAAAUCUGGGAGUUGGGUGUGCUUUGAGUGGGCAGCAUUGUAGUCAUGGCCUUCUCUCUCUCUCUCUCUCUCUCUCUCUCUCUCUCUCUCUCUCUCUCUCUCUCUCUCUCUCCCCAGACUUUUUUUUUUAUUAAUUUUCAUGGGAGAAGGGGCUAAGGGUGGGAUAGCAGGGAAUGACCUCCAAGUCCCCUGAUGUUGGGAGUAUUCACAGCUCAGUAAUCAUCAACCUGAGAGAAAAGCAUCAUUGCGGAAGUCAUCUCUACUGUGUUUCUGAAAUGUUUGGGGUAUAAGUUUGUAAUUUAUCAGUUGUUCACCUAGUUUUUAUUCCCAUAAAUGCAAAUGAUAGCAAUUAAAACAAAAUACCCCCCCUUGAUAAGAAUACUUUGAGUCAUCAUGUAUUUUAUAUUUUAUGGUAUUUCUGGUUAAAAUAAAUAGACUUCCAGGGGCCAACAAUGGCUCACAGUUAUGUAAAGAGACUGAAUGAAAAAAAAAGUUUGUUUUUUAAAGCAACAAACCCACUGAAAUUCCUGUUCCUGUAUGGAACUGAAAUAGUUCCUGUAUAGAAUUUGUAAAAGUUUCCAGGUACAGCUCAAGUGGGUGUCUGGCAAGUAUUUCACUAUACAAGUGAGGACAGAAAAAAUAGAGGUGGAAUGAAGAGAGAUCUGGCGGUCACUCCUCUCUGCAAAGUUUUUCUUUUCCAUUCUCAGUGAGCUUUAAGGUUUCCCAGAUGUCCCCCUGAGAUGAAACAGUGAGCUGAACAGCGUGCAAUAAGAAGAGUAUGAAAGGAGGCAUGGUCUCUGCACUGGAUUCAGGGCUAGAACUUUGACGAUUGUGACUGAUGUGACCACAGACAGGACCAUUCACAUUGCCAAGCUUCCUGGGGAUGUGACCAUGCACCUACCUCGCAGGGUUGUUAGAUGGAUUCACAGAAUGAGCUUAGCCAAUACAAAGUUCUAGGUCACAGUAAGGAUUCCCUGUCACCUUCCCUGCUUUGACCCAUGCUGAAACCAUUCUCACCAGGCAGAGAGGGAAGGGGUGAAAACCCUUGCAUCCCAGGAGCUCAUGAAGUCAGUAUUGUGUGAAAAGAAGCUAGAAUCGUAUUUUCGACUUUUAAGAGAGGCUUUCCGUUUGUAAUUAUCUAUAAUAAUGGGAGCCGGAAAGAUUUAGGGAGAGUUUUUGUUUCGAAAUUUGGUCCUAGAAAACACAAUUACUGCUUUCCACUGAAUUCUAAAUAUUGCUCUCAAUCUGUGCAUGGUAGCUUUUAAGAGAUACUUCUCAUGAACUUAUCAACUCGCCCCGUGGGAAAAAAGUGAAGUCCUGACUCACUAUAUAGAAGUGAGAGCCUAAUUUUUUUCCAAAAAGAAAAAUCUGGGUUAGAUUUCAUUUUAGUCUAAAUAUUAGGAUAGUGUUUUCAUCCCUAGAUUAGGAAAGAAGAGGGAGAAGCUGUAUUGAGUAUUUGUGCUUUCGAGAUGUAAGUGUAUUCUGCAUGCAGUUAGUCAAUCCCUUAGCUCUGUGUUGGCCCUUAAUCUGUCCUGUAGGCUAGAAAACACGUGUUACUACUAUGUACCACAUAAGACUUGCUGUCAACUGAAAUAGAUAACCAGGCUCUCUUAAAGAUUGUUCCAUUAUUAAUAUCAUUAAGGUGCAGCAGGGGGUCUAGGGGGAUGCUGAACUGGCUGGAUUUCAGCAGGCUCAGAAAUGUUUGCCCUUGAAAUUGUCCACCAGUGUCUGUCCCUUGGGUCCUUUAUAAGUGAUUUUAUAGCAUCCUUAAAAAAACCCAAAAAAACAAACAAAAAAAAAAAACAAAAUAAAAAAACCCACUUCUAAACGAGUUAAGAGAAAACCCCAAGCACCAUUUUUUUUUUAAAGGAGGGCAAAAUAUUUCCCCCUUGUCACAAUACUUCCACGUAUUAUUGGAAAGAAAUGUAAUUGCACUCAAAUGUACCAGGCAGGUUAUUAAUAGAAACUCUUUAUGGUUUAGAAAGGUAUUUACUUUUUAAGUAGCAACUAGGAUAUAUUCAGAAUCAUUGAAUGUGCCCAGAAAACUUUGAGGAGCCCAGCUUGCAUGCUUAAGUUAUGCGAUUUUUUUUUUCUUUUUGCAAAAAAAUUCCCCCCCCAAAAAAACAAAAAAAAAACCACUUUAGCAGAAAUUAAAAUCCUAUUGUGAGCAAGCUUUUUUUUCUCACUAUUAUGCAACAGGAAAUUCUGACAAGUAGAAGCUGACAAAUUUGCACUCAAUUAUGCCAAAAAAAAUGUUUGAAGAACUCUCAGAUAUGCUGUAUUACUAUUCACUCUAGGUAAAAAUAAGAAAAGGUGUCCAAGCUGCUGUCUUAAUGUAAACUUGACUAUUUCAAUUUUCCUUCAAGUGUUAAUAUGGGAGUUGGUUUCUCUCUCAGACAUUCACUGUACAACUGAGAAGUUUUCAUAUCUCUGGCAAAAUGUGUAUUUAUCCAACAAGCUGUAUAUUUGUGUAUAGACUGACAUGAAAUGUGAAUGCCUCCAAAUGUACGCUUAGUGGUGUGCUCUGUCCACAAAUAAGACAAUGUUGUUUUUAAUUUGCUUAAUUACAGACACAGGUUGUUUACAAAAUGCUAGCUCAAAGGUCUGUAAUGGUUAUGUAUUGACUUAUAUUUUUUCAUAGCCCUUGGGCACAUGUAUUAUUUGGUGGGGGUUGGGGGUGGGGGG